Molecule: messenger RNA, 1882 nt
Organism: Setaria italica (foxtail millet)
Lineage: Eukaryota; Viridiplantae; Streptophyta; Magnoliopsida; Poales; Poaceae
Product: putative disease resistance protein RGA3
Exons: 1
Coding region: 284-1744 (486 amino acids)
Source: RefSeq, a predicted model, not a curated record
UAAUGAUGGUGAUGGCUCACUAAGCAUAGGCUCCAGAGUCAAGAGCUGAGGUGGUACUGGCAGUAUUUCAUGACCACGUGGGAGAGGAAAAGCCAAUCAGAACAACCAGGCGAAGACAAAAGAAGUUUGAAAGGUCAAACCUUUAGUAUAAAUGGAUUUCUGCAGUUAAUCUCUCUUGCAUUUCCAGAGCCAGUUACUCAAUUCAGAGAUAUAUCGUGCCACUCCAGAAGCGCUGUUCAUUCUCACAUCCACCUCUUGCAUUUCUCUUCCAGAGAGUCCCCAAAUGGACAUUCUCCUUUCUGCAGUUCUGGGCGAGCUGACAACUAGAUCAAUAGAUUUCUUCAUCAAAAAAAGCUUCAAGCCGAAGGCACUGGACGUGGAGGAUCGCCUCCAUAUGAUCCUACUCCGGGCACAAGUCAUCGUUGAUGAAGCCAUGGGACACCAGAUCACAAACCAAUCAGUUCUCCAGCAGCUGGAUAUGCUCAGAGACGCCAUGUACCGAGGCUGUUACACCCUCGACACCUUCAGAUACCAAGUUCACAGCGAAGAGGAGGCUAAAGGUCAGGUUGUGAGUCACUCCUUGUCUCUAUCCAAAGUAAAUUCUCUACAAGGUUUGUGUUCGUCCAGUAGAAACCCGCAGAUUUCGAAACAGCUAAACAAGUCUCUUGAUGAUUUAAGCUCCAUGAUUCUUGGUGUGGAAGAGCUAGUCGUGUUCUUGGCAAGCUAUCCUCGCCUGUACCGCCAACCUUAUAGCAUGCAUCUCGUGCUGGGCAACUGCAUGUUUGGCCGUCAGAUGGAAACUCAAUUUGUCAUAAACUUCCUCUUGCACGCACGACCUCAUGGUUCUAAAGAACUGGACAUCCUGCCGAUUGUUGGUCCCGGUAGAGUUGGCAAGACCACCCUUGUAGCUCAUGUUUGCGAGGAUGAAAGAAUCCGUGAUCAUUUCUCAGAAAUCUUGUUCUUGCGGGACCAUGAUUUCACAGGUGUUGACCUCGCUAGAGUUAGAGAAGGAUAUGCAAUGGAAUAUAAAAGUUGUGUGUCAAACUCAAACGAUGGAAGAUUGCUAGUUGUUGUUGAGUUAGUUGGCGAUCUCAAUGAAGAUGCAUGGAAUAGGUUGUAUUCUGCUUAUAUACAGGAUGUGCCAAGCAGCACUAAAAUCAUAGUCACAAGCCGGUCUGACAAGAUUAUCAAGUUUGGAACAACACGGGCACUAAGUAUGAAUUAUCUAUCCCAUGAAGCGUACUGGUAUUUCUUCAAGACGCUCACCUUUGGAAGCACAGAUCCCAUGAUGCACCCAAGGCUUGCAUGCCUGGCCAUGGAGAUAGCCAGGAUGGUAAAAGGAUGCUUCAUUAGUGCAAACAUCUAUGCUUGUUUGUUGAGGGCUAACUUUGACAUCCAGCAGUGGUGCAAGGUUCUGGCCUUCGUGAGAGGGCAAAUCAACAAGAAUAUCUCCAACUUUGGUGAGCAUCCAUUUGAUCUUAUAAACCAGAAAAGACCUGCAUAUAUGGGGAGAAUGGUUACACCUUCUCAAUAUGUUGUGCUUCAUUGUGAGAAUGAAUGCUCUAAACAAGAGGAGCUACCAAUGAUAAAACUCGAAGAUGUCUUCUAUGGAAGCAUUAAGGUUCAUGGGAAAUUCGAGAUGCUAGGAUGGAGGUCUAGGAUACCACCCUACCAUAGUUAUGUGGAUAUUUGUGAGUUUCAAGAGGUAAAAACUACCUCUGCCAAGAGGAAGCGUUCUGUAUAAAAGAGUCACAAUUAGCUAAACUCUCUAUUGCUAAGCUUACAUAGAAAGACAUGUGAAUAUAUUUUGAUAGGGAGUUACAACAUUGUCAAGCUCUAGUACUACCUUAUCAUGUAUAAAGUUUGUUUACUGUUAACAGAA